AAGUGAUAUUUAUGGAUAUGGAAUUAUUGCAUAUGAAAUUUGUACAGGUUUUCCUCCUUAUUAUGAUAUAGCUCAUGAUGAAUUCUUAGCAAUGAAAAUUUGUAAGGGGUUGAGGCCAAAGUCUAAUUAUAAAAUCCCUCAAUUAAUUUUUGACAUUAUUAAUCAAUGUUGGGAUGCAGACCCUUUAAAACGACCUGAUGCUAAUAAAUUAUAUGAGUUAUUUAAUAAUUUAUGGUCAAAUUGCGAUAAAAAAAAUUAUAUUAUCAAUAAACAAACCAAUGAAGCAGAUGAAAUUAAUAAAAAGUCAUCAUCUUCAUCUUCAACAGCUCAAUUACCAUUAUCUUCUACAAGUACACUCUCAUAUAUAGCACAUACUCAAGCAGUUUAUAUAAGUAAGCUUUUAGAUUUUAAGAACCUUCCAGAACCCAAAAAUGCAGACAAUGAUAAUUUAGAAUAUUCAG
This is a messenger RNA of Rhizophagus irregularis DAOM 181602=DAOM 197198, 461 nucleotides long. The record is from RefSeq and is a predicted model, not a curated record. NCBI's taxonomy places the organism in Eukaryota, Fungi, Glomeromycota, Glomeromycetes, Glomerales, Glomeraceae.